AAAAGAAAAGGGAAGCAGCGGCGCGGCGAGGUCGCCGCUCCCACCGGAAAUGGCCAAUUUUUUAACGUUUCUAUUUAGUAUUAUAUAUGGCUAUUCACCGAAUCACUGAUCCCAUCUCCUUCUUUGUCAUUGUGGUCUUUCUGGACCAGAUCCACAUUGCAUGGCUCAAUCAAUCCCGCCAGUCGGAAAGCUCCAAGGGAAAGUCGCCCUCGUCACUGGCGGAGCCAGCGGCAUCGGCGAGACCACCGUCCGCCUCUUCGCCAUACACGGCGCUCGCGCGGUGGUCAUCGCCGACAUCAUGGACGACAAGGGCCAGAAGCUCGCCGAAGCCAUCGGCUCAAGCCAAAGCCAAUGCGCCUACCGCCGCUGCGAUGUCACCGACGAGGACCAGGUCAAAGCCGCCGUGGAGUGGACGGUCACGACCUACGGCCAGCUUGACGUCAUAUUCUGCAACGCCGGCAUCGCGAGCCCCUCCGACCAGGCUUUGCUGGAGCUCGACUUCGCCGAGUUCGACCGGCUCAUGGUGGUGAACGCUCGCGGCGUCGCGGCGUGCGUGAAGCACGCUGCGCGAGCCAUGGUGGAGCGGCUCGUGAGGGGUAGUAUAGUGUGUACGGCAAGCGUGGUGGCCAGCAAGGGCGGAUGGAAGCACACGGACUACAUCAUGUCGAAGCACGCAGUUCUGGCGCUGGUCCGGGCAGCCAGCCAGCAGCUUGGCGAGCAUGGGAUUCGGGUGAACUGUGUUUCUCCGUUCAUGGUGGCAACGCCGCUGACGUGUGAUCUCAUGGGGUUGAAGGCGGAGGAGCUGGAGAAGAUGUUCGCGCCGUACACUUCAUUGAGAGGGACGCCAUUGAGGCCCGGAGAUGUCGCCGAUGCGGUGCUCUUUCUGGCUUCGGACGAGUCGAGAUUCGUGUCUGGCCACGACCUCAAGGUCGACGGCGGGUUCGAGACUUGGUGAUCGGCAAAUAUUCUAAGAUUGAUGAUAAGUUGGUUUGGUGGAAAUAAAAUGAUGAUUGAUCUGUUUAGGGACGUUUGUUACCGGAACUGUUUUUCAAAAUAAAAUUGGCCUCUGGUUACUCUGCA
Diospyros lotus (date-plum) is the source of this 1080-nucleotide messenger RNA. Its product is annotated as (-)-isopiperitenol/(-)-carveol dehydrogenase, mitochondrial-like. NCBI's taxonomy places the organism in Eukaryota, Viridiplantae, Streptophyta, Magnoliopsida, Ericales, Ebenaceae. The transcript has a single exon. The coding region runs from base 161 to 955 and encodes 264 amino acids. The record is from RefSeq and is a predicted model, not a curated record.